Messenger RNA from Nyctereutes procyonoides (raccoon dog), 935 nucleotides. It is a transcript of the gene CIBAR2, whose product is annotated as CBY1 interacting BAR domain containing 2. Gene Ontology annotation, cellular component: ciliary transition zone; ciliary basal body. Gene Ontology annotation, biological process: cilium assembly. The coding region runs from base 45 to 935 and encodes 296 amino acids. The record is from RefSeq and is a predicted model, not a curated record. NCBI's taxonomy places the organism in Eukaryota, Metazoa, Chordata, Mammalia, Carnivora, Canidae. The transcript has 9 exons.
UGUCCCAUUCCCCUAGACUAGGAAAGCUGGUGCCCCCCGUCACAAUGAGCAUUGUUCUCUCCAGGAACAGCCAGGUGCGGGUGAUGGAGAACACAGUGACCAAUGCCGAGAAGUACUUUGGCCAGUUCUGCUCACUGCUGGCCGCCUACACCCGCAAGACGGCCCGGCUGAGGGACAAGGCCGACCAGCUGGUCAAACAGCUCAUCGACUUCGCCAACACCGAGAACCCUGAGAUGCGGGCCACCGUGAGGAACUUCGCCGAGGACCUGGCCAAAGUGCAGGAUUAUCGGCAGGCCGAGGUCGAGAGGCUGGAGACCAAGGUCAUCCACCCCCUGAAACUCUACGGGGCGCACAUCAAGCAGACACAGGCUGAGAUCAAGAAAUUCAAGCAAGUCCAGAAGAAUGAGAUCAAACAAUUGGAAAAGCUGGAGAAACUGAGGCAGAAGUCCCCUUCGGACAGGCAAAUGAUUAGCCAGACAGAGACCAGUGUGCAGAGGGCCUCAGUGGAUGCCAGUCGUACCACCCACCAGCUGGAGGAGAUGAUCGACACCUUCCAGAAGCAGAAGCUGAAGGACCUACAGAAAAUCUUUUCCGACUUUGUCACCAUUGAGAUGGUGUUCCACGCCAAAGCGGUGGAGGUCUAUUCCAGCGCCUUCCAGAGCCUGGACAGCUAUGACCUGGAGAGAGACCUGGAGGAUUUUAGAGCCAAGACGCAUGGGGUUUAUGGACAUCACGAUGCCCGGCCACUCAAGGAUACCACCCCCUCCCCAACUGUCCCGUGGUCUGUCCCAGCUGUCCCGUGGUCUCUCACUGGCCAGAGCACUCAGAUGGCCAUACAGAGCCAGAGGGGAGACGAGGAGGAGAGCACGGACCACUCUGCGGAGGAGGACCCCGUGGAGGACCUCACGGGGCAGGGGCAGACGCCCCAUCCAUAG